Molecule: messenger RNA, 1275 nt
Organism: Coccomyxa subellipsoidea C-169
Lineage: Eukaryota; Viridiplantae; Chlorophyta; Trebouxiophyceae; Coccomyxaceae
Product: glycoside hydrolase
Exons: 13
Coding region: 1-1275 (424 amino acids)
Biological process (GO): carbohydrate metabolic process; chitin catabolic process
Cellular component (GO): extracellular region
Molecular function (GO): chitin binding; chitinase activity
Source: RefSeq, a predicted model, not a curated record
AUGGCUGCUGCAGCUUUAGUGUCGUUGGCAUUGCUGGUGCUGGGAUCCCUGCAGGGAGAAUUGGCUGCUGCUGCUGAUGCUCACAACAGCACAGCGAAGGCUGUCCACAACAGCACAGCGAAGCCGGUCCAGAUAUCUGCCAGAAACUUUACCUCGUACGCACUGACGGUGGGCACCAAGGAGAAUGUGGGCUACUUUGCCUCGUGGGGAGACUGGAACCCGUCACAGGGAGCCCUGUCGGGCAUUCCAACUUACGUAACAACAGUCAUCAUGGCAUUCUGCCAGCCCGACAUGACGUUCACCCCGGGCUCGUUCGCGGGCACCGGAUUCCAGUACCUGGACGAAAACUACAACACAGUCAAGCAGCAGAUCGCAAACCUGAAGCAGAAAGGAACGCGAGUGCUAAUCGCUGUGGGAGGUGCCAACUACGCCAAGUGGACGGCCCUCAACACCGGCGCUCUGGCCAGCUUCGUCAAGGAAAUGGGCUUCAAUGGCGUCGACAUUGACUACGAACCACCAUUUGACAGUGUGUCCUGUACGACGUCCAACGACGUGCCCUCCUGCACCAGCGACGCAGAAUUCACCAAUGUUAUCUCCAGCAUCCGCGCUGCCCUGCCCCGGCCCAUCAUCGUCUCUCUCGCUGCCUACAGCAUUGGUGCUUACGGUUGGGGAGACUACGCUACAGCACAGCCAAUUGGAACCCACACCGGCAUGUCCUACAACCCCCUGAAGAUUCAGGGAGACAAGCUGGACCUCAUCAACAUCAUGAGCUAUGAUGCAGACAACCAGUAUUCGCCCAUCACCGCCUACCAGUCGUACCAGGCCCUGCUGGCGCUGAAUGGGCUGUUCAGCGGCAAGAUAGUGCUGGGAGUGUCCAGUCAGCUGGAGUGCUGCGGGCACCAGCUGUCCUACAACGAGCUCACCACCUACGCCAACUGGCUCAACGCCAACAACGGCGGGGGAGCGAUGCUGUGGUACCUCGGCCCGCGCGCAGCAUCCGUACCAGGCACACCAACUUCCACCCAGGUCGCGCAGUUCUUCUGCACCUCCUUCAGCUUCGGCGGCUGCUCGGACCCACUCUUCACCUGCGACGGCUGCGCGAGUACGAACGCAUUGUCGAGUGUGAUGGACCCCUACGGAGCAGUGGCGCUGGGGCAGCAGGUGGCUAUGGCAUCAGUGAAAACCGUAGAUGCAGUGCUGCCGCCCCGUAACUACGGUCAGCCCAACCGCGAGCCGCCCAUCUGGACCGAGCCCCGUUUCAUCCACCAGGGGUGA